Salvia hispanica is the source of this 2327-nucleotide messenger RNA. Lineage: Eukaryota; Viridiplantae; Streptophyta; Magnoliopsida; Lamiales; Lamiaceae. The record is from RefSeq and is a predicted model, not a curated record.
GGCUAACUUGGUGAUGGAGGUUUCCUUAAACUCAACUGACAAAGCCGGGCUAGAAAUCCAUCGAGUUGAUGAAAGAUAUGAAAAAAAUGACCUGGCUAAGAAUUUGGCGUCAUUGGUUCAAGAAUCUUAUGAAGUUUCCAACAAAGAAUCAAAACCAAAAACCCGUGUGGAGAUCAAAAGGUUUCUUGAGAUGCGAAUAAAGAAGAAGGUGAAAGCACAAUACAGGAAUGAGAAGUACCACGACCUCAUGAUGAAAGUGAUUGCUGAUCCCAGCACUCUAAAGGAUGCAUAUGAUUGUAUAAGAUUGACCUCUAAUGUUGAUUUGGCAUUAGAUGGUGAUGACUUGCCCUUUUCGGCCAUUGCGGAAGAACUAGCUGAUGGAAACUUUGAUGUUGGGGCCCAUACGUAUUCAAUGCGGUCGAAAGGGCCAAAGUUCAAGAAAGAGGAACUUGUUUUACCAGAACUAAAGUUAAGGGUUGUUCAAGAAGCCAUUAGAAUAGUCUUGGAAGUUGUCUACCGCCCUCACUUCUCUAGAAUUUCGCACAGUCUACGAAGUAAUAGAGAUCAUUGGUCAGCGCUGAAGUAUAUCUGCAAAGAGAUACCUGAUCCGGACUGGUGGUUCACUUUGCCUAUUAACAAAAAUCUUGAUGACAGCAUCCUUCAAAAACUCCUGUCAUCAAUGGAGGGCAAGAUAGAAGAUCCUGUUUUAUGUGAUAUUAUAAAGGAUAUGUUUAAAGCCAGGGUGCUCAAUGUAGAGUUUGGAUCUUUUCCUAAAGGGCAUGGUCUUCCACAAGAAGGGGCCCUUUCACCUAUAUUGAUAAACAUAUAUCUUGAUCUCUUUGACCGUGAGGUGUACAGGAUGUCAAUGCACUACGAGACUUCACACACUCUUGGGUUUGAAGAACAGAAGAUGCACUCAAAGCUCCGUGGCUGGUUUAGGAAACAGAUAAGCGGCAGUAGUUUGCAACAACGCGAUUCUGGAAUGGACUCAGGGGUAAGGAUUCAUUGUUGUCGCUUUAUGGAUGAGGUCUUUUUUGCCUUUUCCGGUUCCAAAGAAGUCGCGUUGGCAUUCAAGUCUGAAAUUGAAGGGUUCUUAAAGAAUUCUCUCUACUUGGAGGUAGAUGAUAAAUCUGAUAUUUUAGCAUCCAAUGAUCCACGUGGUGUUAUAUUUCUUGGUACUUUGGUCAGAAGGCACGUGAAAGAGACUCCCGCUUUACGAGCUGUUCACAAGUUGAAGGACAAAGUCAAGAUAUUUGCUGAACAGAAACAAGAGUCUUGGGAUGCAGGAGCUCUCAGAAUUGGGAAGAAGUGGCUGGCUCAUGGACUCAAAAAGGUUAAAGAGUCGGAGAUAAAACAAUUAGCUGAUACUAGUUCCAUUUUACAUAAAAUUUCCUACUAUCGUAGAUCUGGGAUGAAAACAGACCACUGGUACAAGGUGCUGCUGAAAAUUUGGAUGCGGCAUGUAAAUGCUAAAAGUGUAGGGAAUGAAGAAAAACUGUUAACUAAGCUUGUUGUAGAACCGGCUCUUCCACAAGAACUAAGAGAUGCUUACUUCGAGUUUCAGAAACGAGCUAAAGAAUAUGUUGAUUCCGAGUCAUCUUCGACACUCGCACUUUUAACCGGCUCCAGUUCUUCACCUAAACCUCUUUUUACAACAGAAACUGUUGUCCCACUAAACGUCUUAAUGAAACGUCUUCAUCGCUAUGGAUUGACUAAUAGGGAGGGAUAUGGUCGGCCAUGCUACGUACUAAUCUUACUGGAUCACGAUCAAAUCAUUGAUUGGUUUACAGGGAUACUCCACCGCUGGCUAAGAUGGCACAGGGGAUGCAACAACUUUAAUGAAGUGAAGCACUUAAUCUGUGAUCAAGUAAGAAUGUCAUGCAUCCGAACACUAGUUGUGAAGUAUAGGAUUCACGAGUCGGAUAUUGAGAAGAAAUUUGAUUCAGAGCCGAGCAGAAUCCCCUCAACGGAAGAUAUUGAACUUGAGGAAGCAAUCACGGAACUGAUUCCUCCGGAAUAUAACUUUGAUGGCGCCUUAAUGUAUGGAAUACAAUACAGUGGUUUAUGUUCAUUGUCUUUGGCUAGAAUGGUGAGUGAGUCCCGCCCUUGCUAUUGUUUCGUCAUAGGGUGCUCAGCCUUAGUCUCAUGUGUUUAUACUCUUCAUGUAAUGGAAAGACAAAAAUUUCCAGCUUGGAAGACUGGAUUUUCAAGUUGUAUACAUCCCAGCUUACACAGGAGAAGAAUAGGAUUAUGUAAAAAGCAUGUGAAAGAUUUGUUUCUUGGAAACAUAUCACUUCAAUCAAUAGGAUUUGGUACUUGGAGGUGAA